Molecule: messenger RNA, 8314 nt
Organism: Dreissena polymorpha
Lineage: Eukaryota; Metazoa; Mollusca; Bivalvia; Myida; Dreissenidae
Exons: 48
Coding region: 370-6942 (2190 amino acids)
Molecular function (GO): scavenger receptor activity; metalloendopeptidase activity; zinc ion binding
Source: RefSeq, a predicted model, not a curated record
AAGUAUCUGAUGUGUACAGACAACCCACCGAUACGUUAUCGUCGACACGUUAAACUCGUUAUGCUUCACCUAUCAUACAACUUUUAAAAUGAUAAUACAUUACAUGAAUAAUUAGGCAAAUUUAAUGCAGAUUGUUUUUUCUCCAGUAAGCUUUUGUUCUUAAUUACUUGUUUAUGCUCUUUGCGGUGUUAAAUGAACUUAAAUUGUGACGCACUUGGAGCAGCGUUUACGUUGUGAUUUGAAAAGCGUGCAUUUUUUUUAUAUAAUUUUUAUGGAGAUUCGAACGACCAGUGUUAACAGAUGUUGCAUCAAGUCAAUAAACACAUGAUCUGAAGUUUCAUACAUUUGGUAAAAUUAUCAUAGAACGAUAUGCGCCGUCUAACAACAUUGUUGGUUUGCACGUGUGUGUGGAUCACGUGCAUUAAUGUAAGACUUAUCCUUGCAUUCAAGGAAUAUCAUAGCUGCCAGAAUGUGAAAGACGACAUUGGUUCAAGCGCAGUCGACGGGGAGUAUGUUGUGUUUUUACCAUGGAAACAGACCGUGGGCAUUUCGGUGUACUGUUAUAAUUUACAGACGCCAAACCCACGUGCUUUCAUAACUCUAAACUCGGGAAGAACAUCCAACUUCGCGACCUUUUAUGACAAUGUUGGUUCGCCUACGGCUUGCGCGGACAAGUACCCAAAUGAGAUGGCGACGCAGCGGGGCCGCACGGAGUUCUCCCGGAUAUCAGUCAGGCUCGAUACGCUCACUUUAGACACUGGCGACUUCACGUUUGCAAGCACGACGGGACAUAACAAUAUUCGGUAUGGCGAGGCGGGGGACCAAUACGCGGGCUCAGCGGAAUGUGCGCCAAUGGGAACCUUCCAGAUCGACCUCUCUGGUACCCCGUUCACUGUGCGGGCCGGGACACAGUGGAGCUGGUCUGGCUCCUUCGUGCGAGGCAACGUGUCGCAGGGACAAGCGGUCGUUGAUGACGACAGCUUCGUGGGUUGCUAUGCGGACAAAUGGGAGCGCGUGCUGCCGUCUUACAAAAUCUCUCUUGACAACAUGACCAUCGAGUACUGCAAGUCAAUUUGUCUCGGAAGAGGGCAGGGGUUCUUUGGCGUGGAGUACCAUUCUGAGUGUUUCUGUGGCGACGACAAGCAGCGCGUGGCGAACUCUCGGCGGGCCGCCGACUCCAUGUGCAACUAUCCAUGUGCCGGAAACAAGAACCAGUCUUGCGGCGGACUGUGGUACAUAAGUGUUUACAAAACAGUAUCCCAGAGGAUCACUGGCAGAUGUGGCGGGUACCCGGGCAGGUGCGCCCCCUCGACGACGCUCGCGCUGGACAUCGUGCAUCACACGUGCCUCGCCAGCAACCCUUGUUUACACGAAGGUCGUUGCAUAGCAACCUCGUCCACCGGAUACAAGUGCAUGUGUUACCCGGGUUACACGGGAGACAACUGUGAGAUCGUCAACAAGACGAUUGUGGACGACGGAAGGACGUGUCCGUCUGGGUACCAGGCCGAGACCUGCAUGUGCUUUGAGACAAGCUGUAAUGGCGCCAUGUUCCAAGGCGACGUUUGCACGGCCGCUACAGGGCGCUCGCAGGUCACGUGUCGCCCCGGUAACCCCGCCCACGUGGUCCUGUACAACAAGCAGGCGACAGGCUGGGUGCAGUGUCCUCCAGGGGCGCAGAUUGUCGGCUGCUCCUACUGGGCGAAUCAACCUUUGACCGCAUUUCAAGGUCAAGGCGUGGUAGAUCAUGAGGGUAAAUGUCGGAUACCAAACGCUGAUGCUACAGUAACUGUACAAGCCCGAUGCAAAGAGUUCGUGUGCGGCUGUGAGAACGGCGGCCACUGUAACAGCGUGACCGGAAGGUGCGAGUGUCCGCAGGGUUACUAUGGCGAAAAGUGUGAGACCUUCGACUUUUGUAGCUACUACGAGGAUAUUAACAACAACACCGCGCCUUGCAGCGCCACAGGUGUUUGCACGCCUGUCUACAAGUACACCGUGACUGCUAGUGGUGGAGACAAGGCGGGAGACAGGUGCGUGUUCCCCUUUGACUGGACAGACUACACGUAUAACUCGUGCGUCGAGGAUAACCUGGUUGGCCCACCGUUCGCGUGCGCCGGAGAGUUCGCGCUUGCAGACGACGUAAAAGACGCUCCGACGUAUAUCGACCUUGGUCCCUGGUCCCCCGGGCCGCGGUACACCGUGGCCGCGUGGGUCAGCCCCUGGCGCAUUGACACCAUGAGACAGACAAUAGUGGGCGGGGCAUCGAAUUGCAACGAUUUCGGGUUCAACUUCAAUUCCGGAACGUUCCGGGGUUACCUGAAGCUUUCCACGGAGUGCACACGUGAUCUCGAUACCGGGCCCACACUGGCUACGAUCGGCACGUGGUACAUGGUCGCCAUUACCAGCAACGCUUCGCAUGCGUCCAUAUUUGUGAAUGGCGAUCUAAUAGAUACGAAUACCGUGCUGCUGAAUCAUAUCCCAACCACUGCCGGGUUCUGGAUAGGGGCCGCCGUCUGCUGUUCAGACGACUACUUCCGGGGUCUUAUCAAGACUGUCAAGGUAUGGAACCACGAUUUGUCAGCAGAGGAUAUUAACGAGUCCAUGUACAACACCGGAAUGGCCAACUCUACCAACGAGGCCAUGUACAACGGUCUGGUUGGACACUGGGAGCUAGGGGACACCGUCAUGCCUCCCUGCACCGGGAACGGCGUCGUCGACCACAGCGGCGUUGACUGGAUCCUCAGGGACCAUGACAUCAUUUCUGGUAUCCACUGCAACAUCAGCCGGUUUGUCGUGCCCGAGGGGGUGACGGUGGUCGUAGCAAGGUAUAACGGUAACGGUACAGGAGGCGUACUGGACGUCACCGCCCUGGAGGCACAAAUAGACGGCUAUAUCGACGCCGUCGGAGCGGGAUAUAGAGGUGGUUCAACGCCACAGGCACCAGGCGAAGGCGGGGUACAAGGGGAGUCUUAUACAGGCAUGGGUUUUCAGAACAUCCCGGAGAACAGAGGCGGGGGCGGUGGGGGUAUAGGCGGCAAUCAUAUGACCGACGGCUCCGGGCGCUCUGGUGGUGGCGGCGGAUACGGUACCCCUGGGGCAAAUGGCGUCAAGGCUGCUGGCGACAGGACGGGUCUUGGAGCCGGCGGCGUUAUGUACGGGGAUCCGGAUGUCAGCCGCUGGUACAUGGGGUCCGGGGGAGGCAGCGGUGGUAACGCCAAGGAUCUGUCGGUGAACCCUGUCGGUGGGCGUGGUGGAAAUGGAGGCGGGAUGGUUCGUAUAUACGCAGAGCGCUCAAUCAUCGUCACCGGGGUCAUUUCUGUGGCUGGCGCGGCGGGCAAUGGAGAUACACCCAAAGGCGUAGGCUGCAUAAGUUGCCCUGAUGCCUGUGACCUUACCAGCCCGGUUCGUUGCCUUGGUAACAGCACGACGGCCUGCUGGGAUAUGUCCGGCCCGGGGGGUGGAGGCAGUGGCGGCACUAUAUAUCUGUCCGCCAAACUGGUGAACGUUGGUUUUCAGAAGCUUUGGGCUAUGGGCGGCUCGGGCGGUACAGGGGGAGGCAGCUGUGGCGGCGACGGUGGCCUGGGGCGUAUCCGGGUGGACUCUGUUAUCUUGAAGGGCAUCGUCAGCGACAAUCACGCGGCGGUGAAACUCAGCACGAAUCAGUCGCAGUUUAUUGAUCUCAGUCAGCAUGGCCAGAAGCAGAUCAACUACAUGAAGACCGAGUUUGGGAACGAGGUGUACCGGGGCUGCUUCCGCGACGACAACAACAAUCGCACCCUCGGCGUUGCAAUCCCGUCCACUGCAGUCACUCUCGGCAAGAUGACUCCGGACUUCUGUAAACAGGCGUGCAGACAGCGUAACUACAUGUUCUCCGGGACGGUGGAAGGGCGGCUGUGUUUCUGUGACAACCACCUCGACAUGAGUCGGAAGGCCGACGAUGGGGAUUGUGAUACGUCGUGUUCGGGGAAUCCCCUAUGGAAGUGUGGCGGGACGCAGCGCGUGCAGGUGUUCGGGCCGCCACCGUCGUCGCCGGCCGUCGGGAAAAAUGUCAUCUCGCGUUGUCGUCCCUGGUGCGUCACGGCGGACGCCGACACCACUAACCCCAAGUGGGGCCAAUGUGAGCUUGGGGGCCACCAGGCGGCGGGAAUCUCCAGCUGGGACGUACGGUGUGACUGUCCCCCGGGCAAGAUCGGGCCCGGAUGUGACCAGCUUUGCCCCUCGUGGACAUAUGGUAACGGUUGUCGUAGAAACUGCACAUGUAACCAGAAUACGACCUCAUUCUGUAACCCUAGCAACGGGCAGUGUGUGUGCCAACCUGGUUACCAAGGAAGCCGAUGUGAAUCGCAAUGCCCGUCCGGAAAAUAUGGAAAGGAUUGCACGUCGACAUGCCAAUGUGCCGCUCAAUCACUGUGUGAUCCGGCAGAUGGGACUUGCUCAUGCCAGCCUGGGUUUUACGGCCCCAACUGCGCUUUCCCUUGCGAGAAAGGCAGGUUUGGCGCGAAUUGCUCGCAGUCUUGCGCCUCGUGCAACCAUGGCACGUGCUCGCCCGUUGACGGUCUGUGCGAAUGCUUUCCGGGAUUCAAACUGCCAUAUUGCGCCGAGAUGUGCGAUCCUACAAACUUCGGGCAAGACUGCGGACAGGAGUGCAAAUGUAACGGGCAGCCGUGCAACCCGAUUUCCGGUCGCUGCAUGUGCGGACCUGGUUACCUUGGAUACAGCUGUGAGACGCAAUGCCCAGUAGGUCUAUGUGGGCAGGGUUGUCUGACGAACUGCUCCUGUCAGCAAGGUUUCGGGUGUGAUCCUGUAGGCUGUUUCUGCAACUGCGGACCCGGCUUUGUGGGUCAAUUCUGCGAAAUUAGCUGCCCAGCACAGUCUCGAUCGUUUGGGCAAAGCUGCCAGUUUACAUCAAAUUGCGUUCCAAACAACACCGCUUCGAUCAACGUUACCACGGGUGCAUGUACGUGCAAAAAUGGUUUCUAUGGGAACAAGUGCGAUGUCCCGUGCUUAACCGGUUUAUAUGGAUACAACUGUUCGCAGACUUGCACGUGCAGAAACGGGGCUACGUGCAACCCGGUUGAUGGAACCUGCGCAUGCGCACCUGGAUUUACCGGAAAUGAUUGCUCACAGACGUGUCCGUCCAAUUUCUAUGGUAACAAGUGUCAGACGCGCUGUCCCUCCCAGUGCGGGGGUUCUUGCCAUUUUGUCGACGGAUCAUGUAAUUGUCAGAACGGGACCCCGUGUAACUGUCCCUUAAAUUCCGCCGAAAGAACCUCAAAAUGUUUGUCGACGUGCGGGUGUCUCAAUGGUGUCUGCGAGGACAACCAGUCUUGCACGUGCAAAUGGGGCUGGAAUGGUGCCAAGUGUGAUUCACCAUGUCCGCCAUUGACGUUUGGCGCGAACUGUGCCGGUCAGUGCAGUUGUACGUUUGGGAGCUGCAAUCCCACUACUGGUGCAUGUUUAUGCGCAAGCGGAUAUACGGGACUGAGGUGCGACCAGCCGUGCACUAACAACACUUUCGGACCAAACUGUGAAUUCAAAUGCCCGGAUUGCGGAAUUUUUUCGCUACCCGGAUGUGACUUUGUAACUGGCGCAUGCGCAUGCAAUACCGGAUAUACCGGGCCUCUAUGCAGACGACCAUGUCCAACAAACACAUACGGCGAUGGAUGUUCUAAAACAUGCAAUUGCCAGAACAAUGGGGUGUGUGACAACGUGUCCGGGAAAUGCUCAUGUCCGCCGGGAUUCACGGGCGAGACGUGUCAGUCCGUGUGUCCCGUCGGUUAUUACGGGGACAAGUGUGCGAAACAGUGCAGCUGUGGUCCCUAUGGCGCCGGAUGUACCUCAGAUGAGGGGCUGUGCAUGUGCCAACCGGGGUUUACUGGCGUUAAAUGCCGCGAGAGCUGUCCAGCCGGAAUGUAUGGAGCUAACUGCACGUCUACCUGUCCGUGCGAUACUACGACGUCAAUGUGCAGUCCGGUGGACGGAACCUGUAUGUGUAAUUCCGGCUUUACUGGAGCCGCGUGCCAAAGUGUCUGUCCUCGAGGAUUCUGGGGCCGGAACUGCUCGCAGCAAUGUCAGUGUUCCGGAAGUGGAAAUUGUGACCCGUUCUCGGGCCAGUGCAACUGCCAGGCGGGGUACAAAGGGUCCAGAUGCGAAUUACAAUGUGACCAGGAUAUUUACUGGGGCCAAAACUGUGCCAACCUGUGCUCCUGUAACGGCGCCCACUGCGACCACCGAGACGGAACCUGCAGGUGUCCGCCUGGCAAGAUGGGGCAUCAAUGCGAAAUGGGUUGUCAGAGGAACUACUUUGGGUACCUAUGCGCACAACCUUGCUCAUGCAAAAACGACGCCGUGUGUGACCCGGUCACUGGCGCGUGCAGGUGUCAGCCGGGAUGGGCCGGGAACCAAUGUGACCAAACAUGCCCUAAUGGUUACUUCGGCGCCGACUGUGCCCAGGUGUGUCAAAACUGCUACAACGAUGGCACUUGUGACUCGUUCAGUGGCACGUGCUUGUGCGCCCCGGACUUCACGGGUUCCCAGUGUAACACCUCCCUGACCCUGGCGGUAGGGUCGCCACAGAAACUGCAGCAACAAGGCAGCCAGUCAGGCGUGAAUAUGUCCUCGGGCCAUUUUGCGGGCAUGCUGGUUGGUAUAUCAAUACUGUUCGUCAUCGGUAUCGUAGCAACAGUAUUUAUUACCCGGAAAUUCGCGGAGGGAAGAUUUGGGAGUAAUCCCGGGGCCCAGAAAUUCAGUGAAGAAAUACUCGCGACGCACAUGCCCACAGGGACCGGUUUCGUGAAUCCCGUGCACCAUGGAUACGACGAUGUUGCCAUGGAAACUAGGAGCACUAGAUCAGACGCCACCAGCGGGGUUCACUCCGCGAAGAUGGACUCAGAUGAGGACGAGGAAGAUGAUAACAAUGGCUUCUUUAAAGACAGCGAUUCUUGAAAGACCAAUUCGAUUAAGCGACGCGUCUUAUCUGCUCAUUUAUUUUCAUAAAAUGAUAUUAGCGUACACUGAUGUUUUAUUUAAAAAGAGAUAAUCGUUUUUGUGUACGUGGUGCUUAUAUUGUGCUUACUUUGUUUGUUUUAGGGAAUAGUUUUUCCUUAUUUUACAUGUAUAAUACAAAAUGUAUACAUAAGUAGGAUUUAAAGCGACUUAAUCACUUUGCAGUUGCAGAAACGUAGGUCAUGUUAGUAAAAGUUCAAUCAUACAUUUGAUAUCAAUAUUUCCAACCAUUUUCCGUAAAAUAUACUAUUUUGAACUGUUUUAUGUAUCAGCCUCACUUAGCCCAGGGACCUAUAGUAUACGUCAUUGCUUAGCCUCAUGUAUGCAUUUUAUUAAGACACACGCAGCAAGAAUUAAACGCAUCCGAAAAGCAGCCAAUCAUUUUGUGUUAUUGAAUACAAACUGCAUUGUACAUAUAUCCGCAUCUUUUAGUAUAUAAUUGAACACUUCACUAUGGGUUUUACUAAUAACGCUUUUUUGUUAUUCCCCGCCGAAAGACUGAGGGACAUAGAAAUUGUAGCGUCAAUUCAUCUGUUUGAGCGUCCGUCAGAGACAGUCUUUUGUGCGUUAUUUGUACGCAGUUCACAUAUAAGGGAUUCAGUAUACUUGGGUAAAAAUAAUCAGUGUUUAAUCUUCUUAAUUUUUUUGGUUAACAAUUUCUCCGAGAUACGUGUGAGAAAAUCGUUGAAAGUCAUUUUAUUCUGUUAAAAUUGCCAAAUACACGUGUGAGAAAAUCGUUGAAAGUCAUUUUAUUCUGUUAAAAUUGCCAGAUACACGUGUGAGAAAAUCGUUGAAAGUCAUUUUAUUCUGUUAAAAUUGCCAGAUACACGUGUGAGAAAAUCGUUGAAAGUCAUUUUAUUCUGUUAAACUUGCCAGAUACACGUUUGAGAAAAUCGUUGACAGUUAUUUUAUUCUGUUUAAAUUGUCAGAUACACGUGUGAGAACAUCUUUGAAAGUCAUUUUAUUCUGUUUAAAUUGCCAAUCAACUUAAGCAAAUACACACCUUUUUCAGGGGAAUCUAUUUUUAAGGAACACGUAUUUUUUUGUUUUAAUACGUGUAUUCUGUUGAAUAAUUGACAAAUAAAAAUCAUUUUUUCCAUAGAUCGUGCAUGUACGAAUGAAAUGCGCGGUAUUUGUUAAAUAAGCCUUAUUUGAAAUGUUUCCGUCUAGUUAAAUAAUAUUCCAGUAAAAAUAUGAUGUAAGCUGAUGUUCGUGUAUUUAUUAAUUUUAACUCGACGUUUUGAAGAAAAGGCGAGCAAUUUUCUGUACCAUAACACAUACAUAAACGUAGACAAUAAACGUUUACAAAGUC